Messenger RNA from Notothenia coriiceps (black rockcod), 441 nucleotides. RefSeq names its product neuroblastoma-amplified sequence-like. Gene Ontology annotation, cellular component: Dsl1/NZR complex. The coding region runs from base 1 to 411 and encodes 136 amino acids. The transcript is spliced from 4 exons. Gene Ontology annotation, biological process: retrograde vesicle-mediated transport, Golgi to endoplasmic reticulum. The record is from RefSeq and is a predicted model, not a curated record. NCBI's taxonomy places the organism in Eukaryota, Metazoa, Chordata, Actinopteri, Perciformes, Nototheniidae. Gene Ontology annotation, molecular function: SNARE binding.
AUGCUCUCUUCUUCUGCAAAACUUAAAGAUGGGGCUGACCCAAAGGAGCUCAUUCGAUUGGUCACACAGCAUGUGUCCGCGUAUUCUGAUUGGCCCGAGGAGCUGCAGAAGUUGAUCAGCCAGCUGCACGUGUACAACGAGCGCCUGACGGACUUCACCCAGGCCCAGGUGCUACAGGGGCUGGGCCGGGGGGUCGACGUGCAGCGCUUCAGCUCUGACUGCGACUACAAGAAGGAGACCAUCCUCGGCCUCACAGAGACGCUGGAGGAUGACGUGUACAGAAUCUCUCUGUCUCUGGCUAAGCGCUACAGUGUUCCACUGUGGGAGGUCUACAUGACUCACCUCGAGUUUCUGUUCACAGACAGCGGCACCUUCCCUUCUGACUCAUCAAUGAGACAUGUUUUGCUUUGAGUCUAAUGCAGAAUCCUCCGAGACGUCCUC